GAUCUGUGUGUGCAGCGCAAGGACACAGAGGCAUUUUUGAAAGAACACGUGGUUCUGUGUACCUUAAAGAAAUCUUCAUUUUCGCGUUGCUCAUACUGUAUAUACACUUGAUUAAUUCCAAACCUUUUUAUUACAUAGUUUCGUGACUAAUUUUGCACUGCUCUCGAGGUGGAAGUUUCGAUCUCGACCACGAUGGAAUUCGGAGAACCCGCCUUUUAUCGCAGAAGGCGUGAUAAUCGCCUGAAGCUGGCUCGGGCGAAAAGCUUGACUAGGAAGAACCUUCCAACUUUGCAAGAUCUCUGCAUUCAGGUCAUUGUGAAACCUGAAUACUUGAAGCUAUACUCUGGAGCUCAUUCAGCUUUUGAUGUUGAUUUUGUUGCCGGGACACUGAAAAAACGCUUGCUUCUGGCUUUUGGGACGAAGACACGUCGUCCUGCCUUAUCUCUGGAAGAAUUCAACGAUCGAACGGAUUUCAUGGUCAGAUUGAUGGACAAGCAGACUACGACUUUUGACUCAGCCUGCUUGGCGUUCGUCAAUGUAAGCGAUGUAUCAACACGUAUGACCACCAGGAAUAAAAUUGCUGUGUUUCGCUGUUUCAAUGAGAUCUUUGGGACUUUGGCAGCAAAAGGUGCAACUCUAAAAUCAUUGAAGCUGAGCACUACUUUGCCGACGGCAGGAGUAAAAUUUUUGGAGAGACUUUUGCCAGCUCCCCGCGCUAAUUUGUUGCAGCACCUGCAAGUUCUAAAAAUUUUUGGACAGCCUUUGCAAGACAAGGAUUUCAUGUGGAUUGGUGACCACCUGCCUGGACUUUGUUCACUGCACUGCAAACCCAAGUUGGUGACCGAGAGAGGAGUUCAGCACUUGGCACAUCUUCCCAGGUUGACUGAAAUGCUUACAGAAUUUGAUGAAUUUUCGGCAAUGCAUCAAAUGCCUGCAGUGGUUAAAAAAAUGUCCAUCUUCUUGAACUUUUGUUUGGUCUACCUGCCAAGAGUGCAAAUUGUUGGGAGAAGGAGUGAUUCGCCCUGCAUAUAUGACUCGUCUCAAGUCAUCAACUACGAGGUGCUUGACCGCAAUCAGCCCUACAGCCUGGAGCACCUCAGCCUGACUGGAUUGUCCCCUCGCAUCACUGACAAGCAAAUGAAACUUUUCUGCAAUGUUAAGGCUUUGAGGAUCUCCGAGUACUUGGGCGCCGAUGCGCUAUUUAAAUCUCCCCCAAGAUUGCCCAAACUGGAGAAACUCUAUGUCCUGAGAGAAAAUGACCCACACUGCCUAAUGAGACUUCUCAAUGUUUUUGGCCGCCAACUAAGGCUGCUGAUGCUUGACGAGGUCUAUUCGGUUGACUUUUGGGAGAUUGCCCGGCUUUGCCCCAACCUGAGAGUUUUGCAUAUUGUGGGGUACACCUUCGUCAACUUGCUUCCAACACCAUUGGCAUCCCCUUUUGUGGACUCCCUCCGAUCCUUGCACAUGUGCCCAAGUGGAAGAUCAGCUCAACUCUUGAUGCCACCAAGCUUCCUGCCCCAGAUCCUGAGCGCGCCGAAUUUGGAGUAUGUGAGUUUUACCAACGUCUUGUGGAGGGUUGACGAGUUGUCCUCUCUCAAGCAAAAAGUGGAGGCAGGACUGAUUUUUCAAAACCUGCGCGAUUUUGACCUGCUUCUUAGUCAAGACUCAGCUACCAGUGAAAUGCUUGAUUUCUGCAAAAGUUUGUGCGCCUUUGCCCCAAAAAUCAUGUACUUUAGUGCCUCCUGUUUAGCUAAUCUACAUGUUAACAAACCAUUCCAAGCUCUCAACUUAGCCAUGUCUGGUAGUGAAAGUGAAUCCAAAGACCCUCUGGACGAAUCCUUCCUCGAUGAACAAAUGUGAACAAUUAAGAAUAAUGAAGUAUUUUGAUUAAUUGCUCUGAUAUUUCAAUUUAUGGCUCUCUUCUAAUGAGACGGAAAAUACUUAUUGUAAAAUCCAGGUAAAAUCCAUAUCCUUGACGAACCAAUGUGACGAAAAAAUAAAUUUUGAUGAUAUCCAUAUAAUAUAUGGAUCUCUCUCCUCUGAUAUUUGAAUAUGGAUUCUUUAAUAAAACGAGAAUAUAUUUUACUUUACAAU
Molecule: messenger RNA, 2094 nt
Organism: Neocloeon triangulifer
Lineage: Eukaryota; Metazoa; Arthropoda; Insecta; Ephemeroptera; Baetidae
Exons: 7
Coding region: 193-1860 (555 amino acids)
Source: RefSeq, a predicted model, not a curated record